Molecule: messenger RNA, 3179 nt
Organism: Xyrauchen texanus (razorback sucker)
Lineage: Eukaryota; Metazoa; Chordata; Actinopteri; Cypriniformes; Catostomidae
Product: plakophilin-2-like
Exons: 13
Coding region: 112-2505 (797 amino acids)
Biological process (GO): cell-cell adhesion; heart development; intermediate filament bundle assembly
Cellular component (GO): nucleus; plasma membrane; intercalated disc
Molecular function (GO): intermediate filament binding; alpha-catenin binding; protein kinase C binding
Source: RefSeq, a predicted model, not a curated record
UCAGGUGACGCAUGUUUAAACCGCACCCUGAGCACAAAAACAACCGCAGCGCUUCACACCCAACAGAGAAUCACACACCUGACACCAGACACUCCAGCUAAAGAAGAGCCCAUGGCGGAGGAGGCAGAUUUUAUGCGCUCUGUGUUGCCCGCGCACAGCUCUUUUCAACCGGAGGACACUUCUUUAGCCUUACCACAGGCGGACAAACUCACUCUCGCUGACACACACCGGCGCAGCCGACUACAGCAACAAGUGCUGCUCACCCUCUCCCGGAAAAGAAAGAAACCAAACCUGCCAGAUUUAUCUCUUUCAGCAAGUCUAUCUAGCUUCCACAUUUCAAGAUGCUCAUCUUUAAGAAGUGUACAUAUGAAGCAGACGUUCUCAUCUGUCAAACAUGACGUCACACCACAAGCCCCCAGACAAUUGAAGAGGCUUGAUCCAUCUCAGUGGCCAAGUUCAGAGCCGACCUGUUUUCACCGGACUUUCAGAAGCUUUCGUUACCCCACUUCGAGGACAGUUUUAUACUGGGGGUCCAAUUCUUUCACUCUCCCCACUCUCCCCAUAGCCGCUACUACCAACAGUUUCAAUUUGAGCCAACACCCUUUACGUUACGCCCACUCGGAGGUUCUACAAAAAAAUCUGUCAUAUGUUACUGGCCGGUCAACUGUCACAAAGCUCCCAAGUAAACUUACCUUUGAGAACAACCACAUAGAUGAUACAGAUGACGUGUUUUUAACCAGCACCCCUCACAAUGGUGUCCCAGUAGGGUUAGAGAGGAGCAGAAUGGAAUUAGCGAAGAACACCAUUCAGAGAAACCUCAGCCACCCAAGAGAGGGGGGUUUUGAGAACAUGUCCUGGCAGAGUCUCAAACGGAAGCCGAGCCUGGAGUUUGUUGCAGGAAGACAACCCUCCCAGCCAGGCUCUCUGAUCAGCAUGGAGGAAAAGUCAGGAAGUUUAGGGAGGAUUGAAAAGAUGGAGGUCAAGCAACAUGCAAUGGCAUUUCCUCCAAAGAAGGUCAGACAAGGUGAGCAAAGCACAGAAAUGACACUAAAAGAGGCUGUAAAUAUUUUGGGACAAGAUCAUAUGGAAUCACAAAUCACGGCAUCAAACUUCAUACAGAGCCAAUGCUAUAACAGUCCUGAUGCUAAGAAAAAGCUACUUUAUCUGAAAGGCAUCCCAAAACUGCUGAAACUCAUGCAAGAUGAGAGCGAGGAGCUCCAGCUUGCUGCCGUCAGCGCACUACGAAAUGUUGUUUACGAAAACAAUGAAAACAAAAUGGAAGUCAAAGACUGUGAGGGGCUUCCUGUGAUCCUGAACCUGCUCAAGAAAAAUAGAGACAUUGAGACCCGACGUCAGCUCACAGCUCUGCUGUGGAACUUGUCAUCUCAUGACUUGCUGAAAGAGCAGCUCUCGAGAGAAGCGGUCAGACCUCUCACAGACAGUGUUUUGGUCCCAUGCUCAGGCAUUUCUGAAGGGGAAGAUCCAAAAUUGGAGCUGCUGGCUGACCCAGAGAUCUUCUACAAUGCCACUGGCUGCCUGAGGAAUUUGAGUUCAGCCGGUCCUGAUGGACGUCAAGCCAUGCGGGACUGCGAUGAUCUCAUCGAGUGUCUUGUCUAUUAUAUCCGUGGCACCAUCGCAGAUUACAAACCUGAUGAUAAGGCAUUAGAAAACUGUGUGUGCAUCCUGCACAACCUCUCAUACCGGUUUGAUUCUGAGAUGCCUUUUAUGGAUUCCUCUGUGAUACAAGAGCCCAAACACAAUCACACAACAGAAACUAGUACACCUGGCUGUUUCAUCCUUAACCAUCCUAAAAACUCUGAGGAGGAUACAGAUGCAGACUUUCCCCUACUCGAGGAGAAUGGCAAUCCUCACGGCGAAGAGUGGCUCUGGAGCGCUAUCACUAUCCGCAUGUAUCUCUCUCUUAUUGCUGUCAGCACAAACCAACACACAAAGGAGGCAUCCAUUGGAGCGCUGCUGAACCUCACUGCUUGUUCUGGAGAGAUAUCCCAGGCCAUCGCACACUUCAUCGUGCAAAAGGAGGGAGUCCUACUCCAGGUAAAGAAGAUGCUGCAAGAAGAAAAGAAGGAAGAGAUGAGACUAUCGGUGUCAUUGCUAAGAAAUGUAACUCGCUACAGAGAACUGCAUUCAGACAUUGUUAAACAGGUGUUGCCAGAGCUGGUUGCUACGUUACCCAACUCUGAAAGAAGCUCAGAUCAGCCUAUAGAUGUCACAGUGUCAAUCUGUCACAUCCUCAUCAGCUUGUGCCAUGCGUCUGUACAGAACACCUCUGCCAUCAUAAACCAAGGAGCAUUGCCCAAGAUUAUCAGCAUCAGCACCAAAGACAAUGGGUUUGGGCCCACACGAGCAGGCCAAACAGCCUGUAUACUACUGCAUACGCUGUGGAGACACUCUGAGCUGCAUAGCAGUUUCAAGAAGGCUGGUUAUAGGAAAAACGACUUCAUUAACAACAGGACCGCUAAAGCUGUGAAUUCUGCUCGUAACUAAAGGAUCCAGGUGUACAGCCAGAAUGAAGCUUUUAACCUACAUUUACAUUUAUGCAUUUGGCAGAUCCUUUUAUUCAAAGCAACUUAUAGUAGACUUACUACAGGGAGAGUACCCAUGGAGCAACCUGGAGUUAAGUGCCUUGCUCAAGGACACAAUGGUUGUGGCAGUGGGGAUCGAACCAGCAACCUUCUGAUUAACAGUUAUGUGCUUUAGCCCACUACGUCACCAUAGUUAUGUUAAAUAAGUUAAAUACUUUACAUGCAAAAAAAAAAAAAACAUUAUUCUGUCAUCAUACAUUCACUCUCAUGUUGUUCCAACCCUAUAUGACUUUCCUUCUUCUCCGGAUCACAAAAUUAGAGGUUAGGCAGACUGUAAGCCUCAGUCACCAUUCACUAUCCAUACAAUGAAGGUGAAUGGUGGCUUUUGGAUUAAACAUCUUGUCAUUUAAAAACUGUUGCCAAGUAACAUUGCGAUGGUGUGUUUGUGUGUGUAUAAAGUGUGUCUGCUAUCUUAAUGUCUCCUAAUUUAAUACUUAAUAUUUUACCAUGUGUAUUAAUUAAAUAUGAUAAUAGUCUCUUUGUUGACAGUAUACAGCUUUAUUAUUUAUUUAUUUUCUACUGCCCUAACAUUUUACAUUUGUACUUGCAUUUGGUCUGUUUAAAUGCAAUAUUAAA